AGGAAUAGAUAUCUAUGUAAGAUAUAGAACUCGUCAGGGAAAUCUUAGGUAUCUUGCCGGAUAGAUUCAAAUCAUCAUCAUGCACCUACGUAAGAAACUGACAAUGACCGCAGAGUCAAACUUGUGCCUAGAGUAAGCAGCAGGAUGCCAGUCCUUACAAUCCCCCAAAGGCUCACCCGCAUUGGCGGUUUCAAAAAUGUUCUUGUCGUCGUCUCUUCUGCGCUCGUUUUCUCUGCUCCAUUGUUGGGGCAUGCGCAGCAGGAAGAGGCGGGCUACGUGCCCCUCUAUCCGCCAUUGACACCUGAAGCCGAAGGAAAAUGCCACUUCCAUUUUAUGGGCAGAAAGGAAUUAGUUUCGUCACGAAGGUUUACCGUUUAGAAGAUUAUUUUGUAUUUAAAUCCUUCAUCCUCUCCCAAGCCGGUCACAAACCUGUCGAUCCUGCGGAUCUGAAACGCGGCAGAACCUUUGGAAAUUACAAGCAAGACCAGUUUGUCUUCGAGGAAAUCUUAGGGGGACGGAUCGAUAGGAGUACCUGUCAGCCGAUUUCUUGCGAAACCUUACGUUGCCCCUUCACAAGCGAAUCAGUGGUAUGCGAUUGUGUCUCGCCAAAAGCGGAGUUUUUUGGCCUACACUUCUUGGAGAUAGGCGCUGGAGAUGGCCUCUAUUUGUCGAACUUGUUGUUCUUCGAGAGUCAGAUGGUUAUGGAACGCUUCUGAGUUUACUUCUAUUUGUCGAACUUGUUGUUCUUCGAGAGUCAGAUGGUUAUGGAACGCUCCUGAGUUUACUUCUAUUUGUCGAACUUGUUGUUCUUCGAGAGUCAGAUGGUUAUGGAACGCUUCUGAGUUUACUUCUAUUUGUCGAACUUGUUGUUCUUCGAGAGUCAGAUGGUUAUGGAACGCUUCUGAGUUUACUGCCCCUGUGCUGGUCUCACAUUAAUUUUUCAAUUAAUUCACAAAAAUUUUAGGUACAAGUUGUAAGUACUUGCCUUCAAGCACUUGUUGAAACGUUGUAGUUACAAAUAGAGUUAGACAUCACUCACGAGAGUGCACCUGCUGCAGCCACCCACUCGCCGCACUUGAAGAAUCUUCCUCUUCUAAGGAAUCCUGGCGCGGAAUAUGCGUGGAAGGGAGCCCACUCGCCUAUGACCAUCUUGUGAGACAGCGACCGAAGUGUGUGAAUAUCAACGCAGCUGUAGGCUUCGACGGGAUGGAUACGAAAUGGCAGUUGCUGGUAGACUUGCUUGGCAGUUCUAGUUCAGGAAGUGCUGGAGCUGCGAGUCGUCUCGUUAAAACCACUGAAGAGAAGAAUUACGGCUUCCCCUAAUCCAUCUCCUCUAUAGGGAUCAAUCCAUCCCUGUAGAUAUCCCUUAAACAUAUGCGCCCCAAUACCAGGGAGAUACUGACGCAUAUGCUUGAGGGAUUUCCACAGGGAUGAAUAGGGGAGAGCUCUAAAAGAAGAACCACGAAGAUGAUGUCGUUGCAACUGCUCAGAACGAUAUUUUAGCAUUACUUGCGGCGGUGACGAGCUUGCCCGGCGUAGGAGUAGAGAAUGAAGAAAAGAAGCUUAUCGCGGGAACUACGACAAGGACCCAGAGAUCCGCGCAACAGCAGCUGCUCACAGAGAAAGCAAGGAAUUCGCUGAUUGAGGCAACGAGAGUCUUGUUGAGGGAGAGAAGGAGUGCUGAAGCUGGCUUUGCAGUGUUUGAGGAUCCGGAGAAAUUCGCUUUUCAUCCUCCGUUAUGGUCAUAUGAUAAUGUUGACUGAGGAUCAUUAUACCCUUCUACUUCUACUAAGCACGAUAUGAUAAUAUUGACUGAGGGCGGUUAUACCUUUGUUCUAAGCACGAUGAAACUCUUUGGUGGAACAUCUAGAUCUAGCAUCUCAACACGACCUGCUCUUUCUUCAACAAAAAAUAGAAGCCCUCCCUACAACUAAGUAGCUUCUCUUCUUCUAACCGCAUCUACAUACGAUUUUCUUACUUUUCGUGGUCCUGGUCAACAGAACAGCAACAAGAACGAUCCAAAAGCAGCACCAGAACAAGAAGAGGACUGGCAAACCAGUGUGUCGUGCGUCCUCGGUAGCGAAGGCAUGUGCCGAAGUUGGGAGACCGUGAACGAAUUCAUCGCCUCUCAGAAAAAUGUAACCACCGAAAGGGAUCCAGUUUCGAUCUUCUCUUUAAGAACAUUAUUCGAGUACGUUGCAGCUGCGAUGCCGUCCUUUGAUCUAGCCCGCUUUGGCUGGAUUUCGAUAGACGUUGAGGGUGCUGAACUGGAAACGUUGAGAACGAUUCCUUUGGGUAAUGGAACCAGAGGAGCGUCUUUGUCUUAUGACGAUCAUUGUCUUCUACCUUCUAACCAGUAGAUCUAGAUGAUGUAGCGCGACUUGGUUUUGGUAUCAUCUAUUUGUUCUCUUCUACUUCUAUCUUGUUUCAUCUCCUUGCUCUUUUUCUUCUUCUAGCACAAAUAUAGUAACAAGUCAUUUGGAAAGUCAAGAAAAAGAAAUUCGAGCGAAGAACAUCUACCCGGGUGAUAAGCACGAGUUCGACAAAUUCGAAAACACGAAUCCGUCGUAAGCACGAGUAUCUUCUUCUUCCUCAAGGCAGUCUGCACUGAACUUUGUGCGAGAAGAUUAAUUAUAUUAAUUGUAUUGUAUCUAAAUCUAAAUCUAAUUAGAGCGAAGAACCUCUAGUAGCCGGGUGAUAAGCAUAGAGGGUCCGCACACAGGCAGAAGAUUUCAAAAGCAUAAAUACGCCUGGUGGUUGCGAAAUCGCGGCUACAGACUUCGGGAACUAGGCAAUGAGCCUUCUGCGGAUUGGUGGUUUGUAAAUCAAGAGCGCUCACAUCAGACGCACAGCACAGAUCCUUAACUAUUCAUUGACUACAGGAGCAUUCUUGACUACAAGAGCUGCACCAAGACCUCUUCACUCGUCAUCUUCUAGUGCUAAGUGUAAGUGGUAGUAACUCAAACUCUUCAUCUCCAACUAGUCUGAGUUUGAUGACACGACUUUUGCACUUUUGUUCGGCUGCCUCUGCAGCGCUCGCCUUCAGCGUUUUACAUGUG
Molecule: messenger RNA, 3059 nt
Organism: Amoebophrya sp. A25
Lineage: Eukaryota; Dinophyceae; Syndiniales; Amoebophryaceae
Source: the annotation of a GenBank genome assembly